CAAGUGUGCAUGCGCGUAGCAGUCAGUAUGUGAUGUGCGCUGCGCACGCACAUACAUGCGGCCUAGCUACAGACACGGGUAUCAUUCCCAGCGGAGUAGCGGUAGUAUAUAAAGCGCUGCAAAAGUGCGGCCACAAGCUCCAAGCCACGGCCCAAUCGCCGGCUGACACUCACAAGAACCUGCCUCCCUCGGUCUGGAUCGCUAUCUCUUUUCUAGCGGCUCCAGAGGGAGGGAAAGCUAGCGCACAGCCGAGAGAAGAAAGCAGAGAGGGAGGGAGAACAAAGAGAGAGAGAAAAAAAAAACCAGAGAGGUUGAGCAAGAACCGAGGCGGAUCCGCCUUUUGUCCCUCCUGCCCGAGGGCUAGCCUGCCGCCGCCCCCGCGAGAGAUCGAGAGGAGGCGCUGUUCAGUUCAGUCCUGUGAUUCCUUCCUACAGGGGGGUGAGAAGCCGUGGGGGAAGAGAUGAUGCGGGAGACGUACAUGGACGUGCUGCCGCCGGUGGACCACAUAGCCGCCUCACGGAGCGGCGGCUGGUUCCCGGGCGCGGCGCGUCUCUGGACGGCGGCGGAGAACAAGCAGUUCGAGCGGGCGCUGGCCGGGCUCGACCUCUGCCGCCCGGACUGGGAGAAGGUGGCGCGGGCCAUCCCGGGCCGGACGGUGCGCGAGGUCGUCAGCCACUUCAAGAGCCUCCAGGUCGACGUCCAGCAGAUCGAGAGCGGCCUGGUGCCCAUGCCGGUCUACGGCGCCGGGGCCGGCUCGUUCACCCUGCAGUGGGACGGCUGCUACGGCCCCGCGGACUCGAGGCACAACGGCUACCGCUUCGGAAGCGGAGGCUGCGGGAGGCGGCACCACGGCCGCACCCCGGAGCAGGACCGGAAGAAGGGCGUGCCGUGGACGGAGGAGGAGCACAGGCUGUUCCUCUUAGGCCUGAAGAAAUACGGCAAGGGGGACUGGAGGAACAUAUCGCGCAACUACGUCCAGACGCGGACGCCCACGCAGGUGGCCAGCCACGCGCAGAAGUACUUCAUCAGGCUCAACUCCGGCGGCAAGGACAAGAGGAGGUCCAGCAUCCACGACAUCACCACGGUGAACCUGACGGACGACGAGCGGGCGCCCUCGCCGUCGCGGUCCUCUCUGAUCACCACCACCAGCCAGCCAAACGCGCCGGCUCCGGCCGCAGCGGUGAUAGGCGGGCCCUUCUCGUCGGCGGCGGCGGCCGAGGCCAAGCAGCACCAGCACGGCGCUGGGAACCUGCCACCGAACCGGACCUCCGUGGUGCCGGCUGUUUACAGGAUGGACGAUUCGCAGGACCACGGCCUGCAGUGUGGCCCUCUGCGUCAUCAACUGGUCGCCAGCCACCACAGCGUUCUGUUUUAGGCGCAAGCGCAAUCCCACUUUGAGGCGCGCCAUGGUCAUGGAUCCAUCCAUCAGGUGUUGUCUAGUGUGUGUGUGUACGAUGCGUGUGUUCUUUGCUGUAGCUUCAGCGCCUGUAUCGAAGUGAUUAGCCUUUUGGGGAGGGGGGGCGUAACGGAAAGGGGAUCUUCGGUUCCACGGUGGUCCAGGUCCACAAUUUGUUGUUGGUGAUGCCGAGAACGUAACAAAAAAAAGGACGCCAAGAAUUCUGAGUGGACUUGGCAUUCAAUCAUGGACCCUGCUUUUGCUCGCCGUGGCCCGGGAUGAUCAGCAGAACCUAAUUCUGGAUCCUUCUUGGUCGGCUGAUGUAUCCCUUGAGUGACCUUGGUGACCAUCUCAUCCUGCUGCUGUCUCUGAAGACGGCGACGCGCUUGUAUUGGAGGGUUUCAGAGUUCAGAUCACAUUGCUGUAGUGUAGUCUAGACAUGUUUACCCAUAGUACGUAAUCAGUUUUUUUUUUUGGCACUGGCGGCUGCCGAAAUCUGUGUCUGGACAGGCUUCAUUUCUCUCGGAUGAAGAGAAGAUAAAAAACGAAAUCGAGUUUGCGAUGAGUCAUGCGGCA
Zea mays is the source of this 1972-nucleotide messenger RNA. RefSeq lists its product as uncharacterized. The transcript is spliced from 3 exons. Gene Ontology annotation, molecular function: DNA binding. The coding region runs from base 461 to 1375 and encodes 304 amino acids. Lineage: Eukaryota; Viridiplantae; Streptophyta; Magnoliopsida; Poales; Poaceae. The record is from RefSeq and is a predicted model, not a curated record.